AAUGAAGAAGAUACGAAAAAGAAUUUCCCGGGCAAAAUUUGAAAAUAUAGCAUAUUUAGCAUUGAACGUAUUUAAUAUGAUUACAUUUUCUAUGGUCUUUGCUGCUUCUAUCACAAAAGCAAAUCAAAGUCGCUUAUCAGAAAUCAUUCAAGCUAUUUAUUGCACGACAAUAAGUUUCCUCUUAAUCUUGAACGAGUUUCUCUCACUCCCAUGGAUGCAUUUCUAUUUUGGCUUCUUGAGUAUUCAUCGAGGUAAAGGUAUACUUAUGCUAUUCCUUGGAUGCUUAGUCAUAUGUGAUCUUGCAUUUAAUAUCAUUGUGACCAUAUUGGCAUUUACUACAGGCUUUACACAUCUUUUACUAUCGCUUGUGCCUACAAUACCACCACCCAAUUGUUUUCUUGUGCAUUGGCAAAAUCACAAUGAUUUUUGGGCUGAAGGACUUGAUUUAGCGAUACCUCCUACCGUUCCUACUAUUACCACAACUACAUUUGAAUCAAACGCUAACAUGCUACAUAACACUGUGCCUUUACUUCAAUUUCCUCAUCCAUCUGCGUGGCAUCCUCCGUCUUCUAAAAUAGCAUCUAAUUCAGCGCAUUCGUUUUUAACAUCAACAUUUAAUAUAGACUGUACACAAUACAAUGGUAAUAAUCAUCAUCUUCGUGUAUCAUAUUAGUAUAAGCAAAGCAACCAGGCUUUUAUACCAUCUCUUAAAAUAAAGUGUGU
Molecule: messenger RNA, 723 nt
Organism: Gilbertella persicaria
Lineage: Eukaryota; Fungi; Mucoromycota; Mucoromycetes; Mucorales; Choanephoraceae
Product: COPI associated protein-domain-containing protein
Exons: 3
Source: RefSeq, a predicted model, not a curated record